This is a messenger RNA of Telopea speciosissima, 1239 nucleotides long. RefSeq names its product phospholipase A1-Igamma3, chloroplastic-like. Gene Ontology annotation, molecular function: glycerophospholipase activity. The transcript has a single exon. NCBI's taxonomy places the organism in Eukaryota, Viridiplantae, Streptophyta, Magnoliopsida, Proteales, Proteaceae. The record is from RefSeq and is a predicted model, not a curated record. Bases 1 to 1239 code for a protein of 412 amino acids. Gene Ontology annotation, biological process: lipid metabolic process.
AUGGAUUUGAAUUCCCUACAAAGUUACAAUCAAACGAAUCCAGAAUCACCAAAGGAAGAUACAUCUUCAAGAUGGCGCGAAAUUCAUGGUUCGUCGGAUUGGAAUAAUCUUCUAGACCCUCUACACCCUUGGCUCCGACGAGAGAUCAUCAAAUAUGGUGAAUUUGCUCAAGCCACAUACGAUGCUUUCGACUUCGAUUCCUUAUCGGAGUAUUGUGGGAGUUGCAUGUACAAUCGUCGAAAGAUUUUCGACAAAUUAAGGCUUACUAAGAAUGGGUACAUAGUAAACAAGUACAUCUAUGCCAUGUCACACAUUGAUGUGCCCCGAUGGCUCGAAUGGACCCACCUGACGGACACAUGGAGCAAGGAUUCCAAUUGGAUGGGGUUUGUGGGUUUUAGCAAUGAUGACGAGUCACAUAGGAUUGGAAGACGUGACAUUGUCGUGGCUUGGCGUGGGACCAUUUCAGCCUGUGAAUGGUAUAAAGAUCUUGAAUUGGAUUUGAUACCAAUUGAAGAUGGAGAUGUGAAGGUUGAGCAUGGCUUCCAUGACAUUUACACAUCUAAGAGGGAGUCCACUAGUUACAACAAGUCAAGUGCCUCAGAGCAAGUGAUGAAACAAGUAACUAGACUAGUUAGCCUCUAUAAAACAAGAGGUGAUCAAGAAGUGAGUCUCACCAUCACUGGCCAUAGUUUAGGUGGUGCCUUAGCUCUCCUCAAUGCUUAUGAAGCUGCCAAAGCCAUUCCUGAUCUUCCUAUCUGUGUCAUCUCCUUCGGAGGACCAAAAGUCGGUAACAACGCCUUUAAAGAGAAGCUUCGCGAAAUGGGAGUAAAGACAUUACGCGUUGUAGUAAAGCAAGAUAAAGUCCCUCUGAUGCCUGGGAUACCAGGAUGGCAAUAUACCCAUGUCGGAACUGAAUUGAAACUUGAUGUUCAAGUGUCGCCUUACUUAAAGAAGGGAUUCGAUUUGAUAGGGUUCCAUAGCUUAGAGACAUAUCUCCAUCUUGUAGAUGGUUUUCGAAGUAGCACUUCGGAAUUCCGGUCAGACAGUCGGAGGGACUUGGCAUUGGUGAACAAAUAUUGUGGAAUGUUGGUGGAUGAGCUAAAAAUACCCAAGUGCUGGUCUCAAUCUCUCAACAAAGGAUUAGUUCUUAACUCUUAUGGGAAAUGGGUUAGGCCUAGGAGAGACCCUGAAGACAUACCUUCAACUGAACUAAGGUAUUUACUACGCAAUGACACAUAG